GCAUACAUUUGAUCCUUCACUCGCCCCUCUCCCUCUUCCGGAGAGUCUCUGAUAUCGACACAGAUUGAAGACUCCGAGAGAUGGAAGGAGAAGAUGGUCAAGGUAUCUUCUUCCCAGCUGAUGCGCCCUUCGUAUGACACGAUCCUUAUUAAAAAAGAAGUAUUGAUGUAUGAGGAAAGAAAAAUAACAUAAAAGGGUUGAAGACAGCAAGGCAGACAAUUCCUCUGGUUGAAGUAUAGAAAGUGGUCAUACAUUAAGAGGGGGAGAAAACUGCCCCCUCUUAAUCCAUUGGACGACUACCUGGUGUGGGAGCCACAAACAAACAUUGAUACGACCCACAUCCUCUCCCCCUUCUCUUCCUCCCCUCUUCUUUUAGAUUUCUUCUUCUCUCCUCUGUUUCUUCUUUUUCCUCGUCUCCCUUUUCCUGUCUUUUUUCAUAAAUUUCCCUUCUCUGAAACCCCAUCUUUUGGAAUCUGAAAAGGAGGGAUAAUGCGGCAAGUUUUUGAGGAGAUGGGAAGGUUGAGCAGAAGAAAAAGGAGAUCAGGAUGUGUGUGUCUCAUCAUGAUUCUUGUUUAGUUGGCCUUCUGGGUAGUGGGGAGGGGUUAUAUUUGCAGCAUUUGGUUUUCUUUCUGGGUUGGGGGACGAGGGAAUGGCGCAACGCCAACGGCAGGGAAAUGCCGGAAGCGGGCAGUUUGGGGACACCACGUACACCAAGAUCUUCGUUGGAGGGUUGGCAUGGGAGACGCAGAGGGAAACAAUGAGACGUUAUUUUGAGCAGUUUGGCGAGAUACUGGAGGCCGUUGUGAUCACGGACAAGGCGACAGGGAGAUCAAAGGGAUACGGCUUUGUGACAUUCAAGGACGCAGAUUCGGCGAGCAGGGCAUGCUUAGAUCCUUCGCCUGUGAUCGAUGGCAGAAGGGCCAACUGUAAUUUGGCAUCUCUUGGCGCCCGGACAACAAGACCAACCACUCCCCAACACGGUGGUGGUCGGUAUAGAACGGCGAUCGGGUCCGCCGGAGCUCCGGCAUACCACCCACCGGGAACGUCCUACACGCAGCAACAACAGCCUCAAUACCCAUUGCGUCAAACGUUUCCUUAUCAAACUUACGGGUUUACUGGUUAUUCUCAAGAGGGCAUAUACCCCAUGACAUAUUAUAGUCCAUAUGGAGGUCACCAGAUCUCUCACUACUACCCCGGCUUAGGGAUGCUCCCCAACCCUGCAAUCUACCCUUACUACGCACAAUAUUUGCAGAGCAAUAUGCAAUACCCGCAGGUGGUUCAAUAUCCACAAACUUACAUUCCUCAACAACAAUAUGGAUCUCCCAUUCUCUCCCUACCCACCAAUGUGCCAUUUACCACAGUCUGUGGUGAAAUGCAGCAGGUGGCUUGCCGGUGAGCACCACAGCACCCUCUUCCUCCUCCUCUCAGGCAGUUGCAGGUGGCAGUUCCGAGCAGAAUGCUCAAUCUGCCUGACGUUUUCUUCGACGAAAACUUUGUGGGGAGCUCUCAGGGGGACGAAACACAGAUUCACAUGAAAAGAAAUCAGAAAGAAUCAACACAUUCUUUUGGGGGUUCCUUCUUUAUUGAUCUCUGCUGCUCUGCCGGUCUGAGUUGCAGUGUGGCGGAUUGUUGAAGAAAGCGAGAAGAACGGGAUCGAGAUUUUUUCGUGAUCUUUUAUGCUAAUCAUCAUUACUGAUCAUUUGGGAUUCUUCUGAGAUUUGAGUCCUGUGGGUGGUUGUUGCUUGUUCUUUUUUUCCUUUUUCCUACCGUUGCUUUUAUUUUUAAAAAAUAUUUCUAGGGAUACGACUUGGUGGUCAACGGUUAAAUUUGGGAUGGAUCGUCAUUUUGACCAAGACUGACAUCUGUGGACAGCUCGAGUACAGACAUUACCAGAUCACACCUAUGCACACACAGAAACACAUCCAUUUGCAUGUGAGCUCAAGUCUGUAAUUGACCUUUUUCAGAGAGCACUUUUAUAUCUCUGGAUUCAAGUUUAUUCUUACCAUCUGCCAUUGGAGAGACAACCCAGAUCUCUGUUCUGGGUGUUCCCAUGUGUAAUUUCUACCUCAUUUUGUUAAUGAUUCAACUUCCAUUUUUCACCCAAAAAAGAAGGAAAGAAAGAAAGAAAAAUGGUAGCAUAAAUUUUGGGUUGUAAUCUGGUUGUUUUGCACCAAUGAUGAAGUGGGUAUUUCUUUACUGUUA
Nymphaea colorata (pocket water lily) is the source of this 2202-nucleotide messenger RNA. Its product is annotated as probable RNA-binding protein ARP1. Gene Ontology annotation, molecular function: RNA binding. Lineage: Eukaryota; Viridiplantae; Streptophyta; Magnoliopsida; Nymphaeales; Nymphaeaceae. The coding region runs from base 650 to 1396 and encodes 248 amino acids. The transcript is spliced from 6 exons. The record is from RefSeq and is a predicted model, not a curated record.